Molecule: messenger RNA, 2691 nt
Organism: Epithele typhae
Lineage: Eukaryota; Fungi; Basidiomycota; Agaricomycetes; Polyporales; Epitheliaceae
Exons: 9
Coding region: 1-2691 (896 amino acids)
Biological process (GO): DNA-templated transcription; regulation of DNA-templated transcription
Molecular function (GO): zinc ion binding; DNA-binding transcription factor activity, RNA polymerase II-specific; DNA binding
Source: RefSeq, a predicted model, not a curated record
AUGAAGGAGCCAAAACAACGUGCGAGGCCCGACAGCGCCGUUCCAUCAGGCCGAGGAACAUAUGCAAAGCAGGCUUGCAGCCACUGCAGAAAGAGGAAGAGCAAGUGCGACGGCAGGACUCCGGUCUGCGGCCCAUGCGAGAAAGCUGGUCGUGCAUCAGAGUGCACCUGGGGGAAGGAGACUGCCAAGAAAGCCCGCACCCAGCAACACUUCGAGUCCCUCGAGAACUACAUCCGCGCCCUCGAGUCCAAAGUCAAGGAUCUCCAGGCAAGCCUCGAUAGCAGUGGUCAGAAUCACAGUGGUGAAUCCCCGGCUGCCUCUUCCGACUUCACGGGGGAAAGUUCGUCAAUAGCACACCAGCCUCUGGAAUUUCGACGGACGGACUCCUAUGCGACAAGCUCGACUGACGAGGACAGGACGACUUCCACAAACGAGUCGGACAUUGAUGUCCUCAUCUCUCCGACGCGGCACCUUGUGCUCCAGGACACGGACCUCGAAUUCCAUGGCCCCACCUCCGUCUGGCGUCUAGGAGCCACAAGAUCGUCGCCCAGUGCUAGCGAGGCGAAGACAUCUGUCUCCCCCGAGUCUUCCCCCGCCGUUCCUCCCGCCUACUUCGAGUGGUCCCGAUAUCUCCCCUCCGAAGUACCCAUCUCCCGAAGCGAACACGAUCGGCUGCUCGAGAUCCUGUUCAAGUUCUUUCUUUGCUGGGGCCUGCGGAUAAUCCCCGAGCUGUUCCUCCGCGACAUGCACCGCGCGCUGAGCAUUUCUCCGACUGCUCCAUGCCCCAAGUCCGCGCACUACAGCCCUAUGCUCCACAACGCGGUGAUGGCUCUCGCCACUGCAUACUCCGACGACCCUGUGCUCAAGAGUCCAAGAUGUCGUAACAUGUUCGCGAAGCGCGCUAAGAGCUACAUCGAAAGCGACUGCCAGAAGCCAACGAUCGCGCUCAUCACCGCCCUGAGCACGCUCGCUGCCUUUCACUCUGUCUGUGGCGACCAGAGCUUAGCUUAUCUGUACUUCGGCAUGGCUGGGCGUAUGAGCCAAUCACUGGGCCUGCGCACAGACUGUUCACCCUGGGUCAAGUCCGGAUUGAUCGCUCAUGCAGACAUGCUCGAUCGAAACUGGGGCUACUGGAUGAUCUUCUCACAAGAUGUCCUAUGGUCACUAUAUAUCGGUCGCGAGUGCUGCGUCUCGCCGCCACGGAAAGACCACCAUAUGUUCUCCGUCCCAUACAUCGGCUCAGAAAUCGAUCAGAACCCGUGGUAUUGGGCGCCCAGCAAGAUGCCUCCGCAGCCAAGCAACAUCGUCCGGGUCUUUGACUGUAGCUGUCAGCUUAUGUUGAUCGGUCGGAAGAUCAUGGACUUCUUGAAUAGCCUGGGACCCGGUUCGAAACGGGAAGGAGCGUUGCAAGUCGUCAGCGAGCUUGACAUCCAACUCAACAACUGGAAGGACUCUUUGGCUCCAGAGGUCGACCUUACCGCAACAACUCGCCCGAACGCUUUGCCUCAUCGCUUGAUGGUGCAUCUAGUGUACUGGUGGCUCCUCUUACUCCUUCAUCGACCCUUCUAUCGACGGACGAAGUCAGGGGGUUCGGGCCUAGAUAUCGAUCACGUCAAGCUCUGCAAUCGCGCCGGUGACAACAUUAUGCUGUUGCUCGGCAUCUGGAACGAGAGGUACUCGCUGCGAUACAUCCCUAUCACCUUGAUGCAAGUGGUGUAUUGCGCCGGCACCUCAUUUGUCCUCUCUGCCGUCCAAGCCACCUCAGGAGCUCGGCUUGGUCGGGUUGCCCUCACUAGUGCUCUCACCCAAGCGGAGCAGUGUAUCCAGUACCUCCUCAUCGCUGGUAAAUCGUUUGAAUGCGCCAACGAUGUCGCGAUGAUCCUCUCCAACCUCCUUCACGAGCAGCUCAAGCCGCGCCUCUUUACUCGCACACUCGAGCCCAAGGACCUCCUCCACACCCUCCCUAUCACAAAGCGCGAACGCGAAGGCAGCGAGUAUCAACCGCAACCACCAUAUUCCGGACAGAGCGGCAGCCCCACGGCGGCGACGGCUCCUGCUGCAGCCACCACAGCUGCGACGAACAACGACCACGUCGACGCGGUUUCACUAGCGGCGACGAUCACCAAUAUUGACGCUCUCCGCGAUCAGUGCCGGUUCGCCGUCGCUGCAAAUUCUGCGCACACACAAGGCUUCCCAUCAUCCCUCGAGUGGCCGCGCGGACCUGGCUCGGAUGGUUUCCCCGUUCUCCCUCUCUCCGCCGCAUCAUCCAGCUCAGCAUCCACGUCCCUCCUCGCCGGACCUGGAACAGACGCGUUGGGAAUGUCUGGGAUGGACGACGUCGAGAUGGACUUCGGGCUCACCAACAUGGACCUCGGCCUCAUGGGCGGCCAGCCGCUCUCGAACCGGCCGUACAUGGUCCUCGGUAUCCCCGAGAUGUCGGGCGCCGCGAACUUCCCCGAUCUAGACGCGCCGCCCUCGUACUCCAAUCAUGGGUCGCAGCAGAUCCCCUCGCCGCAGCACACGCAUCCGCCGGGGAGGAUCGGACAGCAGCCGCCUCCGCAGCCGCAGCAGAUGAGGCUGGACUUCAGCGCGGAGGAGCUCGCGGUGAUGGACCAGAUCUUGCGGCAGCAGUUCGGGGGCCAGGGCAUCGACUUCCGGAUGCAGCCUUCGCAACGGUACGAGGGCAUCUAG